Messenger RNA from Amoebophrya sp. A25, 5827 nucleotides. The record is from the annotation of a GenBank genome assembly. NCBI's taxonomy places the organism in Eukaryota, Dinophyceae, Syndiniales, Amoebophryaceae.
AGGUGCGUAUGUGUUUUUUUGUACGUUUGGAUCAUGCAUGUAAUUUUUGAUGGUCGUGGAGACGUUGGCAGUGGCAAAUGAAUACUUAUCUACUAAGACAUGACGACCAAGAGAACUUUUAUCAACCCGUAAAAGGAAGAAUUUUGCAAAUGCUGGGGUUCUUGUUGUAAUCACGGAGCUAUUUCUCCACCAUCCUCAAGUAUCUUUCUCGGGAACAACAUCAACAGAUAAGAUGCACUCAGGACCAUCAUGGUGCGGCGUGCAGGACGUUUUGAACUUUGUGGAGAAAAGGGAGAGAGGAUCCGUCACAGUUUCGUCUUCCCAGAAAAUGCAGCAGUCCCAGUUCUACGAUGACCACGAUCAUCAUAGACAUAUUAGGACUGCGACUGUUGGCAUCGCGGCUGCAAGAACUACCGCUUUCAUCUACGUAGGACCUCCGGUAGAAGACGUCCAUCAAGUGGUGCACAAUAGUCUUCGCCCAGCAAAGAACGAAGAGCCGCUGAAACACGCAAUUGACAAUUGGGACGAGUAUUUUCUCGGAAAGACGACUGGCGGAGGCGGAGAUGGAGCUGAAGACAUUGGGGGUGUUUCUGCAGAUGACCGCUUGGAAACCGUGCUCAAUGGACAAGCGCCGUCUGACGCUUUGCGCAUGGACGUGCGCCAAGCAUGGACCGGCGGCGUCAAUCCAUGGAACCACCAGCGGUCAGCUUUGCCCACUGCAGAGCAGUACGCCGGUGGAAAAUCACUCAAGAAAGUUAUUUAUGGACCAUAUUAUAGUCAGCUUUGAUUCAUCUUUCACAGCUGCCAUGUGCUUUCCAUAUCCCCCCCCAUGUGCCAACUUGUUCGGAAACGACGCGUAACCCUUAGGAGGGGAGCUAUUCCCCAGAUAGGGUUGCGCUCGUGGGUGGGCGUGUGUUUUCGUUUGGUAGACAACUAAGGCCCUUGCCUCUCGUAUGAUUAAAGUAAGUGACGCCUUGGCAGCAGCUCUUGCCAUAAUGAAGCAAAGCUUGCUAUAUUAUGCAUAGUCAGCUUUGAUUCAUCUUUCACAGUGCGGCCAACAACAACAUCUUCUCGAUUAUAGUCAGCUUUGCUUCAUCUUUCACAGGAGCGCGGCCAACAGCAACAUCUUCUCGACGAAGAAGCCCUGUAUCUGUUCCCAUGAUUGAUUGAAAUAGACUGUGAAUAUUCAGAAGAGAAGGGCGAAGGGCCGAACAAAUGGCAUGACGGGGAGACAGUAAUAAACAUGUUAUGAAUGUAUAAAAAAGUAGCACUGCACAUUUGUUCUAUUUCUAGUUCUCAUUCUCUUCUAAUGCAUCACAGCAGGGUCUUCAAAGUCAUCGGCGUCCGAUGCGGCAGCAAAGGAGUUUCAGAAUUUUCCGUACCUGGACGAGAUGACGCCGGCUCCGACCCGGUACGGCAUCGAGGAUAUUCAGUUUCGGCCUCACGUCGUCGAAUUGUAUCGCAGCGGCGCCUUUGAAGGUUCGAACCUCGAAGACUUCGUUUGUUCUCGCCACAACUUUGACAGUGUGAAGACACGUCAAAACUAUCCGGGUCCCAUGCUUUUUACCCCACUUCGCAAAGAUCCGGAGAAGAAUACCUCCAUGCUCUGGCGCUUAUCGACCUAUCCUUAAGGCAACCGGAAAAGAUCGCUAUCCUUGACCCUUUCUCUAACUAGUACUUGAUCUCGAAGUCGUUCUAGUUUUUUAUAACAUUUAACAUACCUCAACUUCUUGGACAUGAAAUAAGUAAAAACGAAAACGAUCCUCGGACUCGGAGGUGAAUCUUCAAGGAUCGUAUCUUCAAUGCCCCCAAGAAUGCGGUGGCUCUGUCUAAUAUACGGGAGAUCCAGGUAGUGAAAACGAAGUGGGAAAAGGGCUGAGUGUGGUUCCUUUCAAGUCCAGGAUAAUGCAUUGGAUCAUGCGAGAAGCUCUCGAAUACUGGCACUGGCGUCGUAAGAACUCUUUUUUUUAUGAGUUUUCGUAUGAUGAAGAUGAUGGUCAUAGUGAAAUAUUACUUGUGUAGAAGUUAGUUGGUACUAGAUGACUAAUGCAGCAACGGUGUGAUAAUGGCUAUAGAAGGCAACAUGGCUAUAGAAGACGAAGAUCAAUGACGCUUCAAAAUUAUCCUGCAAAGCAUGAUGGAGAUGGACAUUCUUUUCGGGGUGUUCAAUUCGUUCUUCUUCCUCGUAGAACCAACUCGUAUCACUAUGUGUAUGUCGUGACAACAGCUUCAUCAGAGCAGGUUCGUCUCCUCUAAUUCUUGUCCGCCUAUGGCCAUGCACUCAAUGAUGGCGCGGAAGAAAAGCCAGAUAUUGCAUCUGCUGCGACAGUGAAGGACGAGAAUGGCGAUGGAAGCAGAGACGACGCUUCCGCUGUUUCCAGUUCCAACAGCAGAGGGUAUGCCAAAGCGUCUGCGAGUGUCGUGAAAUCUGGGAUCUCGAAGCUGAGCAAACCCUUAGGCUGGGCGCGAGACUUAGGCCGUAUAGUGCACGGCGCAGGGCAUUCCGUGUACGACAAGUUUCUGGGUCCGAAGCUGAAUCCCCGGAGGUGGCGCGUCUUUCGUCACGUGUUCGCUAAGACCGCGCUCAACGGACGGGACCUCUUCGAAGCGCCGCAUCCCCAGACGGUGCCAACGUCCCGAAAGCAGAGGGAUCUGGCGCUACGCGCGCUGCGUCAAAAACAGCGAGAACUGAAGCAGUUCAACAAAUUGUUUAGUCUCUACUAUUACCGACUCAACCCGCGACUUGUAAGGUAUGUUGGCAACCGUCGAUUUCUGUUCACUUUUUGGAGACCGUCGAGAAGUCUGAUCUUUUGUUUGAUGAGGACGAAUGACAUAUGUUAUAAUAGGUCUGCGUUCUCCCUGCCUCGAGUGACCAGUUAUUCUAUCCUAGUUGAAUAGAAUGCUUGUGCGUCUCCUUGACAAGUCUUACUAUUAUCUCGUAUGGUGCAGUCGCUGUGUAGCCCUGUCCACAUGCACGGCAUCCGCAACCUAACCUUCUGCUCACUACGUGCUGUAAGUAGAUGAACAAGCAGCACGAGCACAUAUUGGAGGUGUAGACGUAGAGGUUCUUGAAGUCGAGCAAAUCCUGUGUAUCGGCAUUGAUAGUCGUUCAUUCUAUCGUGCCAGUAAGUAUGAAAAUAGUUUACCAACAAGAAUGAAGCAGAUGUUGCAGAUAAGUACCUAAACAUAGUCCUCACAGUUUGUUCCAAGCUUUUCUUCCUUUUUCACUUUUCAUUCUUUUCCACCGAGUACCGGAGGCGGUGGCGCGGGUCUAGCCACCAACCUGGUUACCGAGAAUAAAACGAAAAAAAUGAUGGAAGGACUCCAGUUAUUAAGGGCUACAAAUACAUAUACAAACUUUGACACUUUUAAGAGGACCACCAGUAAGAGUAAAGCUGAUUGUGACAUGUAGUUGGUACAGAAAAAUAGAAAGUACAGUAGCAGAUGUUUCGACCUGCGACUUUGUUAUAUAAGUAUGUACAACCAGGGAGGGAGGCCCCUCCGUCACUCUCAAAAAUUUAGAUCGGGGGGGCCUUCAGCCCUGAGCCCUGGAACGAAUAUAGUUCCCAAAUAACCACAGGGUGGGGAACAGGAUGUUGCAUCUUAUUGAACGGAGAAGGAACUAUUGCCAUUGUACGCUGGAAGAUCUUCAUCGCGUAAGCGUAAGUCUAAUGAAGCCUGGCCUAGGAAAAAGCGUGUUGUCAACAUCGCUCGCCGAGGAGCCUAAACAUCCGUGGGUUAAACUCAGCCAAAGGGUGGACGUGUCCGAAGUGCUGCGUCGACCCUACAUCCACGUAACACUGGAGGAUAAGACGGCAGGACAGAUCCUGUGGGAUGCAGUGUACAACAUGCGAAAUCAAGUCCAAUUUGCAUCCGAUACGUUCGGGGGUCGCAUGAAAAUGCUCUUCAAUCCGACGAAACAAGCGGGAGACGUAUUCACAUCAUAUUUAUAAGUAUGCCUACUGACCUUAGUUUUAGUAUUAAUUUUGAUGUUCUUGCCCUAAGUAUUCUUAUCGUAGAUUUAGACCUAAGACAAGUUAAUAGUGGAAAUAGAUACUCCUCAAUAUCUUCAAUGUUGAUGAACUAAAGGUGUGUAGAAGUAGAAGUACAAGUAGAUACUUAUCUUUAACGACAAUGAUGAACUAGAGCCAACUACGACAACCGAUUACGGUGAGUCGCAUUCUUUCUUUAAGUGCGUCGCUUUGCUAUUGAUAGACUCUCUCAGCACGCGGAGAACCAUCAUGGAUUGAUGUGAUCUUACGCAGUAGCUACCACCCCCACGACCUACCUCGUCUAAGUAAAACUAUUACUUAUGAUCAUCAUCAUGACUAAUACACGGUACACCAAUAUCACUAGUGUCUAUGUUGAAUGAUCAAAUCAACUUCACGUCGAGUUUGUCUGUAUUCAUUGUGAGCGCGAUAAAAAGCGCGCACUCUCGUGCUGAUUAGUGUCACGGCCAUGCGUCAUGCUUAAAAGUUUGCUUCGUCACUCUCAUCACCCACAUCCUCAUCAUAGCUUAUGGCCAAUGAUGGAAGAAUCGAUUGAAUGAUAAUUUUUGGGCGAUAAAAAACCUAUUUUUCGAGGAUUGGACAUUUCAAAUUUGAAAGAUUUUGAGAUUCUAGAAUCAUCUUCACCAUCAACCUACUACACCUGGUUCUAUGAUAAUGCCAGUGUUAGAACUGCAACUAACACCGAAUUACCUUAAUUCUAUAGGUAGGAGAAUCCUUCUUAUACUACUAUGCCUAUAAUGGCUAGUAAGUCUAGAGUUAUACUACUAGAAUGAUACUCGACGUUCUACGACUACUAAUGAAGAUACUUGGUUUUCUACUAGAAUAGAUACUGCUACAAGUAUCUAAUAGAUAAGUUUCAACUAAGACUAACUACUGACCCCAAGGUACACGUUUUACAUUGGCAUUGCUGAUAUCAAAGUAUUAGUUUCAGACUAUGGUUGUCGUUAGCAGAUGCAAUUGCAAUUGAAUGAGAUUAACACUGUCUCACUGAAUAUUAAAUUGAAUGGCUGGGCGAUAAAAAACCAUUUUUUCGAGGAUUGGGAAUUUCAGUCCGAAAUUGGCAAGAUAAGCCCUAGCAUCAUCCUCCUCAUCAUCCUCCUCCUCAUCGUCAUCGCCUUCAACAAUGACCUUGAAUCAGAACGAAGACGCCUCGACUUUGCACGAGAAAGCUGCUGCGAUUCACGGCGUGCAGAAAAGGAUGAUAAAAAUAUGUCCCAGGCAAAGCGAUCUAGUUCCGCGCACGUACUCCCUCACAGUAAAGCGGUGGCCCAGCUGGGACGAGCAGGAAGAUUUCAUUGGCAAAGCGUUGUAUCUUAAGAAUCAUGAGACUUAAAGGGCAGUCGAUCAUUUUUAUCCCAUAUGAGAUAUGACCACCUGCGAGUUAGUCGAUCAUGUUCAUGAUCAUCGCGCCUGACCAUGAUGAUGAUCUGUCCUGAGGAUGAUCUUCAUCUUCAUCAUCUUGCCUAACCACAUAUUGAUUAUAAUCGUAUCCUAAUUCUGGGGGUCGUUGGGUCUGCUCUCCUGGAACAUUUCAAGAGGAAACCACGGGGAAAGGAAGCAACUCACAACUCUAGUGAAAUGAACAGUGAUUCUCGGAUACAACUACCUCUAAGCAUCAGUCCUACCAGACCGUGAACCGUACGCCCGAACGGGAUACAAUGGCGCGGCACUUGGAGAGCAAAAAGACCUAUGGCCUCCUUCCCGAAGAAGAGAAACGGUUUGCAAAGCAACAAAGCGCGAAUUUGAGCGAAAGACUUGCAGCUGCAUUCACUGACAAAAUAAGCGCGAGGAAUGCUCAGAAAGCGAUGCAAAGAUGA